AAUUGAGUGUAUGUAAACUUCUGACCCACUGGGAAUGUGAUGAAAGAAAUAAAAGCUGAAAGAAAUCAUUCUCUGUCCUAUUAUUCUGAAAUUUCACAUUCUUAAAAUAAAGUGGUGAUGCUAACUGACCUAAGAGAGGGAAUUUUUACUAGGAUUAAAUGUCAGGAAUUGUGAAAAACUGAGUUUAAAUGUAUUUGGCUAAGGUGUAUGUAAACUUCCGACUUCAACUGUAUUUCAUGGUUCAUUUAUAUGUUGAUUGCUAACCUGUGUCCAAACUUGCAGGGGAAAUCUGGUGAGAAGGGGGAACCUGGCCUGACAAGAGAGGAAGUCAUCAAAAUCAUCAGGGACAUUUGUGGCUGUGCUCUGAAGUGCAGAGAGAGUCCUCUGGAGCUGGCGUUUGUGAUUGACAGCUCAGAGAGCUUUGGACCGGAGAACUUUGAGGUGGUCAAGGACUUUGUGAACGCCCUGACUGACCGUAUGUCUGUGAACUGUGAGGCCAGCAGGAUCAGUGUGAUCCUCUACAGUCAUUUGGACAUGGUGGUGGUCAAUGUGAAGCAGCAGUCCAGCCAGAACGAUGUUAAGAUGCUAUACCUGGGCGAGGGCACCUUUAUGGGUAGUGCCAUCUUGAGAGCCAACCAGCUGUUCCAGGCCUCGCGGCCCGGUGUUCAUAAAGUCGCCGUGGUACAAACCGAUGGGCAGGCAGACCGGUGUGAUGCAGUGCAGCCUGAGGACGCCGCCAGCAUUGAUGUUUGUCAUCGGAGUGGUAAAUAAGAAAGGCCCGCUGUAAGCAGAAUUCCAGGCUGAGAUGAUUGCUAUCACCUCUGGCCCAGAUGAGGAGCACGUGUACCUGAUAGACGACUUCAUGACGCUGCCCAGUAUGUGGUUCGAGAUCAAGUUCAAGACUCUAGAUCAAGUUUAAGACUAGAUGCUAGACUGCCUAGUAUAUGGUUCUAGUUAAGUUUUAUUUACACUGACACUCAUAGCAGUCAAUUCAAAAUGGAAUCCAUGCAAAUAGCAUAGGCCUAUCUAAAUACAUUGAUAAAAUAUCUAUCAGAACUCAGGAUAAGACCCAGAUGCAGACAGCUAGAAUUACAGAUGUUUAUUGACCCAAACAGGGGGCAGGCAAAAGACAGGUCUAGGCCAGGAAGAGGUUCGUAAUCGGGUCAGAGUCAGGCAGGUACAGAACGGCAGGCAGGCUGGUCAGAACUAGUUAACAGAAACUUGAGAAAACAGGAAGACGGGAAAACAUGCUGGUAAGACCUGACAAGACGAACUGGAAACAGACAGAGAACACAGGUAUAAAUGCACAGGGGAUAAUGGGGAAGAUGGGCAAGACCUAGAGGGGGGUGGAGACAAGCACAAAGACAGGUGAACCCAAUCAGAGUGUGGCAAGAACAGACAAGGGAUCUAUUCUACCAACACAAAUGAAGAGCCCCUUAAGGGGUUUGUGAUGGGGAUGUCUUGAUUUCUGUAGAUCGGCAUGGAACAGGGCCAAAACUGCUUUGACAUUAACUCGAUGAUGUUAAAAACCUUUAUAUAACCCUUUGGUUUAUGACGUCUGUGAGAGAGCAGCGAUUAUUUAAAAUGUAAGUAUUUGAGUUUAAACAGUGUGAAAAUGCAUUGCAUGUAAAGCAGUCACCAUAGUUGCAGUAUUGUAAACUCUUUAAACGUUAUAGAUAAUGUCUCAUCACAUCCCAACUAUGCUCACUGCGUGGCCUGUUUAAAGUUACAUUUGGGGAAAAGUUAUAUUUUGAUACUCCCUGGAUGACUAUUUAAUAAUUUGAUAGCUUGAAAUUAGCUUGAUGUUGAUGACAGUCUUUGUUAAACUGUGUAUCUUGGCACAGCCCUGGAGAGUAUGCUGCUCUUUGUCUUAUCUGUACAUGGAUUUCUUCACACUUCCAUACACCCACUAUAAAUGUUUUGUCUAUGGCAGACUCAGAUCUGUUUCCUUGUUCAGAUUACGUCAUAAUGUUACAAAACCAGUUCUCACAACCAGUUCUCGCAUGUAACAGACAGUGGUGCUUUGUUUAAAGAGUUGGGCCGGAUACAAAGCCUGCACAUUUCCCAAUGUUGAUGUCAGAGGGAUGCACUGAGGACAUGGCCUCCUAUCUAUCUAUGGCUGCAUCCCAAUUCUCCCAAGGAUGUGGAGUAUGUAAGUGCAUACUUUGGGAUAAGGGUGGAGAAUUGGGACACAGUCUCUAUAUCAGUUACAGUUUGACCAAAGCUCAGGCGAACGACAGCACUGCUACACUGAUGCUCCAGAGGACCUGUAUACUCUAUUUCUCUAUUGUGUUCUUUAUGUAGUCUGUGAACCACCCCUGUACUGUACAAAUAUUCAACCAGUUCAUAUUUUUUAUAUUUUCACACCCUUGUUUUUACUCAUUGUGUUGCUUCAAAUAAUUGUCCAUUAAAAGACACCUUAACUUCCACACCAAAAACACUGAACUGAACAGAUUCUCACAGGUCAGGAGUCUCAUAACAUAAAAUGAUCUGUUGUGUACUGAACUUUGUCAAAAUGUCAUCUUUAGCUAUCAAUCUGAAUUUAAUAUUUUACUAGACCUCCAUAAAUCUGUAGAACCCAUUAAGUACAUACUUCUAUUUUCAUUUUAACAAAAUAUCAUGUUAACCUUUGUUUAACUGUAAGUUGGAAAAAAUGAACACUCGACUGUAAAAUAGAUAUUUUUUUACAUUGUAUAACAAAAGCAAAGAAGGAAAUGUGAAACUCUAUCAACAGAAUGAACUCAACUUAGUACAACUGUCUCACCCUGUCACAAAAAAACUGUAACUCUAUUGUUCAUGUUUGUUUACAUAGACAACAAAUACAAUGUAUAGCUUCAAAAUAUGUUUAAAACUACCAUGUCAAUGAAUUUGAUAGUGGUUCCAUUUC
Salmo salar (Atlantic salmon) is the source of this 2887-nucleotide messenger RNA. RefSeq names its product collagen alpha-1(XXVIII) chain. Lineage: Eukaryota; Metazoa; Chordata; Actinopteri; Salmoniformes; Salmonidae. The record is from RefSeq and is a predicted model, not a curated record.